Molecule: messenger RNA, 584 nt
Organism: Aspergillus ibericus CBS 121593
Lineage: Eukaryota; Fungi; Ascomycota; Eurotiomycetes; Eurotiales; Aspergillaceae
Gene: spt4
Product: transcription elongation factor SPT4
Exons: 4
Coding region: 1-363 (120 amino acids)
Biological process (GO): positive regulation of DNA-templated transcription, elongation; chromatin organization; regulation of transcription elongation by RNA polymerase II
Cellular component (GO): nucleus; DSIF complex
Molecular function (GO): zinc ion binding; RNA polymerase II complex binding
Source: RefSeq, a predicted model, not a curated record
AUGUCCUUCUACGUCGCCCCCAGCCAACAACGCACUCUCCGCGCCUGCAUGGUGUGUUCCCUCGUGCAACUUCACAACAAAUUCAUGCGCGAAGGCUGCCCCAACUGCGACAACGUCCUCGGGCUCCGAGGCAACAACGACGCGAUCCAAGAAUGCACGUCGCAGGUAUUCGAGGGGCUGGUGACGCUGCGUGAUCCGACGACGAGUUGGGUUGCUAGGUGGCAGCGGUUGGAUAGUUAUGUGCCCGGGACUUAUGCGGUUAAGGUUACGGGGUCGCUUCCCGAUGAGAUUAUUUCUAGUUUGGAGGAUUCGGGGGUGAAGUAUAUUCCGAGGGAUGGUAGUACGGGCGAAGAGGAGAAUUGAUCGCUUCGGGUGGAUAGGAUUGUUGCUGGCUACCUAGGAGUAUCUGCAUCACGAUCGGCAUUACUACAGCACAGCGGUUUUAUUGACAGGUAUUAAGGCUGCCGGUUGCACGAUGGAGUUUGGGAUCUUUGUUAUAAUUGUACGGUAUGGGUCGCUGCAUUGGAGUUCAUGUUUACUCGGAUUAAUACGAGGUAUCUGUAAUAGAUAACUGCCUUGACGGC